This is a messenger RNA of Hymenoscyphus albidus, 2399 nucleotides long. The record is from the annotation of a GenBank genome assembly. Lineage: Eukaryota; Fungi; Ascomycota; Leotiomycetes; Helotiales; Helotiaceae.
AUCUUUACAAUGAAUGUUUAUAUCCAGGCAUGUUAUUCCUUAUACCACUCCUCCCGGCGUGCGCACAGUUUACUGCCACUUAUCUUGUCUACCGGGAGCCCUCCCAGUAUAUUUGAAGGGGGCCAAAAGGGUGAGAUAUAAUGGACCAAUCAGCAUCCACCACCCCACGCUUGCCGAGGCUGACGAUUGUGAGUUCAAAAUUCUUGCCGCCAACAACUCACUACGACAUUUCUAGAAUGAAUUUUAUAAAAAUGAUCGCUCCUUACCAUGGACCGGCCAUAUAAUCGCCCCUAUUACGAUUACUCCCACGAAUACCCUACAAUCUCCCCCCCACAGUCCUGGAGCUCCUACACUUCAGCCGAUAGCGAAGAUAGCUUGGACUCAUACGGUCAUCCCAUCAAUCCACGACGAACACCUUCAUCUGGCGCCUCGCCACAAUCCUGUCGUUCUUCUCCUUCGCAGACUCGAACACAAUAUACUCAAUCGUUGACAAAGCCACAAGCCGAAUCUUCGAGAGGGGGGCAAUCCGAGAAGGACGGCGAGGAGAAGGGGAAAGGCAGAGAGGGAGAGAAGGAAAACAAACCAGGAGGUAUGGCCUCGUGGAUUGAAAAGAUUACAGGCUCAAGAGAAGCUCAAUUUGCUGCCACGGCUGUGGUCAGCGGCGCCGUAGUCGCGGGUGCGAUUUUGGGGUCCCAGAAUGUCCGCCGCAGAGAGAGAAUUGGGGAGUUGAAGGCAGACAUCCCGGAUAUCGAUGAUCGUAAAGGAGGGCAUAUUACUCGUCAGGUAUGCACAAAGAGAAGGGCAACUUCAACGUCAAAAGAGGGGAAGUGCUGACGAAAUAAGUGAAGCUCACGGAUUUUGGUGCGGCAUCAACAGUCAUUAGCAAGGAAGACGAGAGAAGUUUGAGAUUAGCAGAACGAGCACAGAGAGGAGAUUAUGAUGAUGGUUUGUUUUCUGCCAAAUUCAAACUCCCGGUUUACUGACAGAUACAAUAGAACUUAUUCUCGAACAGCUGGCGCGAAACCGAGUCUUUCUCUCAGACGAAGGACUGAAAAAGCUCCGUGGGGCAUUCGUUAUCGUGGUUGGCUGUGGUGGGGUUGGAUCACAUUGCACCGCAGCACUGGCCCGUUCUGGGGUCUCUCAAAUCCGAUUGAUAGAUUUCGAUCAAGUCACCCUCUCCUCGCUAAAUCGCCAUGCAGUCGCAACUCUUGGAGAUGUCGGCACACCAAAGGUUGCUUGUCUCAAGAAACGCCUACACCAAAUCACUCCUUGGGUGCAUUUCGAUCUCCGAAACGAACUGUAUCGUCCCGAGGCAGCAGCAGCGUUGCUCGGACCAUACCAAGGGAAACAGCCCGAUUUUAUUAUUGAUGCAAUUGACAACAUCAACAGUAAGGUAUCAUUACUAGAAUAUUGCUACAAAAAUAACCUCCCCGUUAUAUCAUCAAUGGGUGCGGGUUGCAAAUCUGACCCAACCCGCAUCUUCAUUGGUGAUAUCUCUGCCAGUACAGAGGACCCACUCUCUCGCUCCACCCGUCGUCGUCUUCGUGCUCUUGGUGUUACAUCUGGAAUUCCAGUCGUAUAUUCCACCGAGAAGCCAGGUCCUGGUAAAGCAGAAUUGCUUCCGCUUCCCGAAGAGGAAUUUAAGAAAGGUUCAGUAGGUGAACUUGGCGUCCUCCCUGAUUUCCGCGUCAGAAUAUUGCCAGUUCUUGGAACAAUGCCAGCUGUAUUUGGAUACGCAGUUGCAAAUCACGUUAUUCUUAAGAUUACUGGUUAUCCACAUGAAUACAUACCUGCCAAAGGGCGGGAUAAGUUGUACGAUGGAAUUCUUGCUCUUCUCCAGGGGCAAGAAGAAAAACUUGCAAGAUCUACCACCCCAGGCGAAGAUGCUCGCGGGCUGAAAGUUGCACUGUCUGUGACCGACGUUGGAUAUUUGGUCGAAGAGGUAUUCAGAGGGAAGAGUGUUGUUAGUGGUAUCCCAACCAGGUUAGCUCUGGUGAGAUGGCGGAAACCACAGCCUGGUAGCACCAUUAAAUUGGAUGUCGAGGGCCAAAAGAUUAGUGCUCUCAAGUUGCGAAAUUUGGUGUGUAUGACAAGGGAAGAGGCUACGAAGCACGAGCAAGAGGUUGUCAAAGGGAACAAGACGCCAGAAGAGUUCUACGAUGCCGAGACUGUUGAGUUAGUAGAGAGAAGAUUGGCAGAGGAAGAUAACUACGAGAAGUAUAGAUAGGUAGUUGAUGUUGGAAAAAACAACUUCACUCUUGUUCUGGCUGUACAUUGCUUCUAAAACUCGACUAUUGGAUUAGAGCUUAAGUUUAGAAUUCCGAUAUCUUUAGGAGUCUACAAACUUAGGGGGGCUAACCUGGAAUAGGACAUAUAUCCAGGUCACGGUACAAUCCCAC